Molecule: messenger RNA, 2810 nt
Organism: Nicotiana tabacum (common tobacco)
Lineage: Eukaryota; Viridiplantae; Streptophyta; Magnoliopsida; Solanales; Solanaceae
Source: RefSeq, a predicted model, not a curated record
GUCACUACCACUGUAACUUUCUCUCUUUUUUGACAUUUUACUUUACAAGAAAGGGAGGUGAGGGCACAGUGGUUAAAAGGGACAUCGUUUACCGCGGAAACCAAAUUCUGAAACAGGAAGAAGAAAUUCUCCAGAAUAUAUAUAUUCUCUUGUUGAAGCUACACUCAGUAGUCAGUAGCACCCCCACCACUUCUCCGAGCCGUUCAAAAUCGGAACUGCCAGUUUACUUUUUGCCCUUUCCAUCUAAAAUCCGCCUCAGCAGAUUCCCCAAUUUGAUUAGUCUUUCAUUUCUUUCCCUCAAGCCAAGAAUCUCACAUAUCCUCUCUCUUAGCUUUUUCAACAAUGAUGCCAUUCUUCUUCUCUCCCCCUCUCCCUCUUUCUCUUAGUCCUUUUCAACGACUUUCUCCAAAUCCCAGAAAAAUCUUUGUCUAUACAUACUACUCAAAUUUUUCUGUCUUCAUGCCAUGUCUUCUUCAAGUGUCAAUCAGCCUUUCACAUUUGAGAGGAAGUCAAGGUUUAUGAGAUGGCUUAGUAAGCUUUUCAAGGGUGGUGGCUCAGCCAAUAGGAGUGUGCCAGCUGGACGACCACAGUUUCUUGGAGAGGAGGAUAACAUGGUUAGGCGCCCUCCACCCAGACCACUGGAUGAUCACUCUAGGGCCAGUAAAGAGAAAGAGGAACUAGAUCGAUCAAUUGCACGCUCUCUAGCCAAAGAUUCGAAGAGACCAAAUGGACAAAGACGACAGGGGACUGGGAAAGAUGAAGACCUAGCAAGAUCACUCCAUGAUAACAUUAACUCGUCCUCGUAUCCUCCUCCACAUGCUCCUUCACAUGCCCCUUGGGAUUACAAUGCCAGAGGUUGUAGAAAAUGUAGUGGCUGCCAUGGGGAUAUUGGCUCUGGCAAUUAUUUGGGAUGCAUGGGAACUUUCUUUCAUCCAGAGUGCUUUCUUUGUCAUGCCUGUGGUCUUCAAAUUACCGAGUACGAGUUUUCUUUGUCAGGGAACAAUUCAUAUCAUAAGUCAUGCUUCAAGGAACUGACUCAUCCCAAAUGCGAAGUGUGCCACCAAUUUAUCCCAACAAAUGGAGCUGGAUUGAUAGAGUAUAGAUGCCAUCCAUUUUGGUCCCAGAAAUAUUGUCCUUCACAUGAGAAUGAUGACACCAAACGAUGUUGUAGUUGUGAACGUCUCGAGUCAUGUAAUACAAGAUACAUAUCACUUGGAGAUGGUCGGAGCUUAUGUUUAGAGUGCACUGAGUCGGCCAUUGCGGACACUGGGGACUGUCAACAACUAUACCAUGCCAUUAGAGACUUUUAUGAAGGCAUGAAUAUGGCAAUAGAUCAGCAAGUUCCUAUGUUGCUUGUUGAAAGACAAGCCCUUAAUGAAGCCAUUGAAGGGGAGAAGCAUGGUUUUCAUCAUAUGCCUGAAACCAGAGGUCUAUGCCUAUCAGAAGAGCAGACAGUGACCAGUUUGGGUCGGGUUAUAAAGAUAGAAGAAUGGAUAGUCCAAGAUUCCGGACCGGGCUACAAACCUGGCGUCGCUAGCUUAAAGCCUGGUCUAGCCUGGCUUUAUCCAGGCCUCGCCAGCUUAAAGCCUGGUCUAGCCUGGCUUUAUCCAGGCCUCGCCAGCUUAAAGCCUGGUCUAGCCUGGCUUUAUCCAGGCAUCGCCAGCUUAAGGCCUGGUCCAGCCUGGCUAAAGCUUGGUCUACCAAUGAAAGCCCUUCUUCUCUUUGUUUCCAUGCUAGAGGAAGUUUGUUCUCAAGGUGUCCAGUCUUUUCUCUACAUUGGCAGUGAUGAUGCUGUACUUGUAGUUGUCCAUUACUAUUACUAUUGGAUUCUAAAGCGUGUUAAGGCCAGAAACACUUACCAUUAUCUUUCAAUGUGCAGAUUACUUACCGGUGCUAUUCUUGCUCAUGAACUGAUGCAUGCCUGGUUACGUCUAAAAGGGUUCCGUAAUCUCAGCCCUGAGGUGGAGGAGGGCAUCUGCCAAGUGCUUUCUCAGAUGUGGCUUGAAUCAGAAGUAAUGCCUGGAUCCAGAAUUAUGCCGUCCACAUCCACUGCGUCAUCCUCUUCGACAUGGUCGUAUUCCAAGAAAGGUGGAAAGUCAGGUGUGGAGAAUAAGUUGGGUGAGUUUUUCAUGCACCAGAUAGCUCAUGAUGCUUCUCCAGCGUAUGGUGCAGGAUUUAGAGCUGCUAAUGCAGCCGUAAUUAAGUAUGGUUUGCGACGUACAUUGGAUCACAUUCGGCUGACAGGAAGUUUUCCUGUAUGAUGCAAUCAUGAUAGCUCUUUUACUUCGUUUUGUCGAUGAUCAUUUCCUCUGCUGUGUGGCAAGCUGGAGGUCAUUGAAUCCUCCCAUGAGGACGUGAGUCGAUCAUGCAAUGCUGGAUUAGCUCCCACUAACCUUUGGGUUACUGAUAAGGAAGAACUUGAAAUAUCCUAGAAUUAGGGAGUAGCAUAUUUGGCAGUGAAUAUUAACUAGAAAAUGUAAUUGGGGGCUGGUGCAUUUGGACUGCAAAAAGUUCACAUCUGAAUGCGUCGGGAUCAUUAUCCAAUGUCUUGGACAAAUGUUGUUUUGAACGAAAUCCUACCUAAGCUGUACCUGUUACAGUUAUCACUUUUGGAGUAGUGUACUGCAGAGUGAAUCCAAUUGUGGCACCCUAAGGGUGUUAGCUUAGUAGUCAUUGAAAUUGGUAGAGAACUAUGAGGUCUCAUGUUCAGACAAAAAGUUACUAGGUGACUUUGUCGCAUAUGUUAAACCCUUGAGUUGAUAGAGUUACACUGUAUCUAUGUUGGUGAUGUACCCGACGGAUUUACUCAA